This is a messenger RNA of Bipolaris sorokiniana ND90Pr, 2487 nucleotides long. RefSeq lists its product as uncharacterized. Lineage: Eukaryota; Fungi; Ascomycota; Dothideomycetes; Pleosporales; Pleosporaceae. Bases 1 to 2424 code for a protein of 807 amino acids. The record is from RefSeq and is a predicted model, not a curated record. The transcript is spliced from 4 exons.
AUGGCUUUUUUCACCACUUCGUUCAAGAAGGCUAUAUGUGAUAUCGGUAGAUCUUCAAAUGGCGACAUCUCUCGCCGUACACAGAUCAAACCUGAUGAUGAGGAUAUGACCCAUCCAGUGAAGAAUAUCAGGUACUAUAAGACGCUUCGUGUUGUAUCCGUUCCCAAUCAUGAUAUGAUUGCUUCAUGCAUCCAAAUAGCAACCGAAAAGACAUGGAAGAAUUACCGCCGCACCAUGAUACAUGCAGAAAAUGACGCCGACACAACUCCAUCCACACCUCACAGCGAAAUUGGCAAUGAGAAGAAGAUGGGGUACCUCGUUGAGGCACUCAGCAGACAAAAACUCAACUUCCGAGCCGCAUGUCUCGAACUGGAAUUGUACAAGCAGUGCAAAACGAAUGAAGAGCUCGAGAAAAGGCACCUUGAGCAAUAUAAGCAACGUCUCAGAGACAAGGCCAUGGUUGAUCAAGUCUUCGAGGAGUUUUCAUCGAUGAAGACAAUGUACGAAGAUAUUACCAAGGAGCACGAGGAAUCGAAAGCUCUUCUCAAGAAGAAAGAUGGAGAGCAUCAAGCAGCCAUCCAAGAGAAGGAGCAGGAGCUGCAGAAGUUCAUCACUGAUCAUCGCUCCACCCUCGCAGCCAUCCAUGAGACGUAUGAGGCAAAGCUCGCGGAGGCCAAUCAAGAUGCUGCUGAAAAGCGCCAUGUACUGGAGACGCGCCAUCUCGAGGCACUGCGUGCGCUCACAGAAGCGAGCAAGACUAACCGCUGCAUAUGGGAAAAUGCCCAGAAAGCUAUGGUGGCAGAAGGUGAACAAAUGGCAUGCGAAUACCGCGACGCCUUGCGAGACAAUGAAGACGAGAUCCUCCGCUUGACGAAGUGUAACCAUGACCUUGAGGCUGAGAACAGCUUGUUGGUCGGUACAUUGACCGACCGACCUGGUAAUGAAUUACACAAACACGCUCAAAUUGUGUUCGAAGAGAUCCAAUGCAUGAAGAGUGAGUUGGGGGAGGCGCGUACGGAUCUCCGAGUUGCUCACAUCAAGAUUGAGAACAUCCUUGAGGCGAUGCAGCAGCAACGCGACCAUUACGAGUCUCAUGGUCAUAAGGAGCAAGAGGCUCAGGCCCAAGUUUAUGACCUCCGGAGGCAGAUUUUAGAGCUCCAAGAGAAGCUCACUAUUCGCGAUGAUCUGCUUCGCGCCGCAGACACUAUCCCGAAGGACACUAACAUCAUGGAGUCCGAGUCUCUGUCAGACAUUGCUUCGAAGAUGGAGAAGGCUGGCGACGACCUUAAACUUCUCCAUGCGGAGAACGCAGAACUUCGGUCUAAGUCCAACAAGGUGGACGACGAGAACCUCGAGAUCUCCCUCAAAUUUGACAUGAUCGAGUACGAGGUGCAUGUCGCUCGUAACAAACUGGGGGUCCUGGAGGCGAAGCAAAGCCUCCUUAUCAGGGAGCGCGACUUCCUCGCCGAUGCCAUCGCUGAGGACAAUUGUCUCACGGCGGAGGACAAAGACCUUCUUCGCCGACAUCUCCGCCAAAUGAGGGAGGAGAACGAGAGGCUGAGAGAUCGCAACGUCUCCGUUGCAAAGGAAAACGCCGACCUUCAGGCGUAUAUCAAGAGGGUUCAAGACAAGGCUGAGGUCAAUAUCCAGCAAGCUGAAAAAGGCGCAGCAUACUGGCAGACCCUGUACUGGGACGAGGCAGUCCCGAAAACCGAGGCGCUCAGCAAAGAGAUCCACGAACUCAACAAGGAGUUGGGUCGUGAAAAUGUCCACGUUCAGGAGCGCCUCGAGCGCAACGUCGUUGUCUCUGACAGGAACGUACUUCGAUAUGCCUGUGCCGCCACACUGCGCGGCGUUGAUACCAACCUUAUCCCGGCCGAAUACUACGAACCGGGAUUCAUACCAGGCUGGCUCCCAGCCACCCACGAUGCUCUUCGCCUCCUGCGACCCCUAGGAUGGGUACCAGUCGCCGAGCUGGAGAAGGUGUGGCUUGCACCGAUGUACAAGCCGUUCACUGAAGAGGAUGCGAAGCAGCGCUUGGAAGCCCAGGGACAGAUCGUACGCAAGCAGCAUCGCGAGGCGAUGGGAGCUCCUCCUCUACCAGAGGAUCCUUCAGAGACGGUCUCUGAAAACGCUGCCGCCACUGCCGGCCCAGUACAACUCCUAUCUCCCUCAUGGGUACCUAUCUCCAAUCGAGCUCCCAUGCCACAUACGCCGUACGAAGAGCCGUACGCGCCUCCAUAUCAGACUGCAUGGCAGAAGAAACGUGCGAAUCUCACGCGAGACGCUUACAAUGAUAUGGAUAACACUCUCAAGUUGGAUGUGCUGGAGAUGCUUGGAAUUCAUACAGAGUGCGCAGAGACACUUGGCAGUUCAGGCCACACAGUUUCCUAUAAUUAUCAGGAGUACCCAGACAUCUUCUGAGGUCACAGAAGUAGUGGGUGGAUACAUAUAUUCUGGGAUUCGAGCUAGGGAGGCAAAAGGCUG